AAAAAUAGAAGUCGAAAUGCACCACCCUAAAGUACACCCCUGGCGAAAAGGCCUUUUCUGUCGCAUACGCACACACCAUUGCGCAUAAAUCAUCCGCCUUCGGCACGGCACACACACGGGCGAAGGAUACACCACAAAACGCUUCUAGUACGGACGUCCUGGUACAAAGAAAGAAACGCUUUCAACUGCCAGCUUCAGUCGACUCAAUUUACACACACAACCUCCCGCAAUCGUGAAUCGUCGCCGCUUGCGGAACGCCGAGACAAAAAUCGUGUGGCCGGCAAGUGAAGCAGCCGUCAUUGUUCUGCUGCGACGGAGCAAACCAACGCGAGUUUUAUUAUUGAUAAAAGUCAAGAAUUUUGCAUCCGAAUCAAUCGGGAACGCAGUGUCCGUCACGGCAGUGAUUUUUUUUCAUUCCGGUCGCGUCCAGUGCACAGAGCUUAAGCGGAAUGGCUCAUAGAUUGAAGCACGUCGCAAUCCCCGGAGAACACAUUGGAGUGGAAAAGUAAAGAACGAUUGGCCACCCGUUUGGAGAAAUAUCCGGCACUGAACGAUCGAAUCCCGGUGCUCGUCGUAGUGGAUGAGUGGCACUCGUCAGUGAGCAAAGGAGGUGCCAAACUAGAAGGAUCGUUAUUCCCCGACCGUCGAAGAAUCAUCUUGGAGGAAAGAGUCAAUUCCAACCGAUCGAAUUCCAUCCCCUUCCGCGGGCGAACCGUCUCCGGCAAACAAAGGUGGACACUUGUCCGUGAAAGAAGAGGAUCAACAGGCCCCAUUCAAGGGUGAGUUUCACUGCUCGGGAGACAUUGACGGAAUGCUAAUGAUGUGAUUUGCAGGGCCUCUUUUCGGUCUUCAAGUUGUGCAUCUACUGAUCGGACGAAGCGGGCUGAACCGGAUCACUUCGGCACUCGGAGAGUUGUCGGCGCGAGUCAACGGAAGUGAACAUCCCAGUCGUGUGUGGUGAAGUCAACGGUGAAAGCCGGACGUUUGCGAGGACUCCCCUGCGGAAAGUGCAGCACCCAACGAAGUGACUUCGACCGGCGCGUGACGAAGACGUGUGCGUGAAACGUGAGCGCCCGGGUACCGAUCCGGACUCGAGUCAGCAGCGAGAAGAGCCCGACGUCUGAGAUUCCCGCCGGAAGGAUGUGUGACAGGGGUCCGCGCUUGAUGCGUCUGAAAAGCGGUCUGGUGGAUGUAAGAUGUCGCAGGUCAGGUAGCUACCUAUAGGACGGGCCCGUGAGUAGAGAGAAAACUAUAGCUUGUAAGAAUAUGAUCUAGUUAGGCCACAAUCCAGAAAGGGGGCCGUAGGAGCUAGGAAUGUGGGAGGAAGCUCUUUUGAGAUAAUAAAAUCUAGUAAAAUGUAUGAUUUGUGAGUUGGUGCUUUAGGCCUUGAAGUGUUUGUGCCCGAGAUAUCCAUGCUGUUCGGUAGUCCUGCUCUACCAGGCCGGGAACCUGCAACACUGGCGCCCAACUGAAAAUCCACACAUUAAAAACUACCGUUUAGCGAUUUUUUUGUUUGGUUUGAUGAAAUUUGGUUUUGCGCAAUUUCGAUUAUCUGGCCUACGAUUAUCGAAACAAUUUUAGCCCUUUACGCAUACAAUUCGAAAGUGUAAUGGAUUAUACACAAUUGACUGACGAAGAGGUGACCUACGAGCUGGCUUUACGCCACGUAGUCAACCUAGGACCAACGACCCACAGAGGGAAGGUCCUUCGGCUCAAGGCACUCAUGCAAGAGGAGUCCUUGAGAGACAGUAAGCCCACCAGCUCGGAACAUGUCAUGAGUUCCCAGUCCAAUCUAGAACAAUGUGAAUCGCAAGUUCACCAGCUGCAUAUUAGCGCCGAAGCUGCCAUUCGGACGGCUAACAGCGCAGCCUUAAGUCAAAUCCGGACUCGUCUGUACCAUUACCGCGAUCGCUUGCAGUUGAUUCAACCUCCAACCGAACUGCGGGAAACUCAUGCAAUGUUAUCGGUGCACGUAAACGUUUUACUAGAUAAGGUGAACGGAACAAGUGUAGUGAAUGGUGUACCGCGAAGUGAGAGUGUUGUGAGUCAAGCAACUUCGACUGGAGCCAUAAGGAGGAACAACGGCGGAGAUGAAGGAGCAGUCGGAGGAGAAACCACAAUGACAGUGGAAAGCACUUCGAGACAAGACACUACACCACCACCAGCAGUGCAGCCACCGCUCGUGACGUCAUUCCCGGGUGGACAAGGCAGAGGAUUGUUGUUCUCGAGUUCGUUCCAAACGCAAGACAGCGAAGAAGCAGAACAAGCAGAUACGAGGCACCGAAACACCUCACCUCCCCCUCCCUACCUGCCGCGAGAUCGGGAAACAUGGAACCCGUCGACCAGGGAACAAGAAUCGCGGGAAAACCGCGAAUUGCAAGCAAGAAUCAGGGAGAUGCAGGAGAGAGAACAACACAUGCGUGAGGAGUACUACAGAAUGCGAGACGACCUGGAGCGGUUGAUCCGCCGAGAGCGACCAGCACCGGAACGAGCGGACGAUCGCCGAAUACAGAAGGCCGUUCACAACUGGCCUUUCAAAUUUCGCGGCGAGAAGGACACGACAUCACUCAACGUGUUCCUAGAUCGCGUGGAGACAUGCGCGAGAUCGGAAGGCAUGAGCGAUGCUACACUCCUGAGUUCGAUCAAGCAUCUGCUCCAAGAGGACGCAAUCGACUGGUACUCACGAGCAACGUCGCAAAACUUGUUGCGGACUUGGGACCAGUUCAAGCGAGAGAUUCGAAGAGAAUUCCUGCCCAGCGGCUACUCCCAAAUUCUCCGUCUGGAAGCUAGCUUCCGUUUCCAAGGAAGGGAGGAAUCCUUCGCGAAAUUCUAUCGCGACAUUUCAGCGCUCUUCCGCUUCGUCGAUCCACCAAUUCCAGACGACGAAAAGUUCUUCCUGGUGAAGAAGAACAUGAACGAGAACUACGCAGCUAUCGUCACAGCAGCGAGACCUCGUUCACUGGAAGAAAUGGUGGAAGUCUGCACCGGAUACGACGAGACGAGAAUGCUUCUGAACAGGCAACGUAGGAUUCCGAUUCCGCACAGCGCGCUUCUGGAACCGAACUUCGCCACGCCAGUGAUAACCAGCAGACCACCACCGGUUCAGCAUCGCCAACAGCCACAGCGGUUCAACAGAGUUCACGCCGUGGAGGUAGAAGAAAGCGCUUACGAGCACGAAGCAGUGGAGGAGGGACCAGAAGACAAUUGGCAGCAUACCAUCGACGAACUGGUUGAGCAAGUCAACGCGCUGAAGAUGAACCUGGAGCGGAGAUCUGCGAGGCCAAACUUUGCCGCACGCGACGAGAAGCAGUCAAGAUCGACGGACAGGUACAACCGUACAGAAGCUGAUGUUCUGAGAGCAGCGCGACAGUACACAAGAGAAGCGCAAACUCCGACACAGCAGCAGCGGCCACAAGCCACAUCGUUUCCGACUCGGCAACCACAACAGCAGCAAGAACAGCCGCAAAGAGCACAGGGCUGGCAAGCGCGACAGUGGAUUCAAAGCUCGGAUCCGAGCGACAAUAAUCGAAGAUGCCAACGUCUGCUGCCAGAACCAGGUAGACAACGGGAAGAUCGACAAGUAGAACAGCAAGAAGCUCACAACGACCAACGCCCAGCCAUGCUCUGCUGGAACUGCGACGAGGAGGGCCACAGAUUCAUGGACUGUCCGAAACCACAAGCCAUUCUCUUCUGCUACCGGUGUGGACGGAAGGGCUACUCGUUGCGCAGUUGCUUCACGUGUCGCACGGACGCGUUAAACUACCCAGCGGAGAACCAGCAAUAGAGGGGAGCAGCUCUCCGCAAAAUCUCGGAGACCCCUCCGACAUCCCGGAAUUUCAAAACCUCAACUCAAUCAUUAUCAACCCCGGAAGUGACAAUAGACCGCACGCCGUCAUAUCAGUGCUGGGAAAGGAGUUAACAGCUUUGCUGGAUAGCGGA
Molecule: messenger RNA, 3939 nt
Organism: Aedes albopictus (Asian tiger mosquito)
Lineage: Eukaryota; Metazoa; Arthropoda; Insecta; Diptera; Culicidae
Exons: 2
Coding region: 1610-3784 (724 amino acids)
Molecular function (GO): nucleic acid binding; zinc ion binding
Source: RefSeq, a predicted model, not a curated record